AUGAUCCUCAGUGUGCUGAUGAGUCCAGCUUCAGUGCCAUGGAGCUCCCUAGUAUGCGGUACCCUCGGCUUUGUGCUUCUAUGGGAGGCUAGCCGGUUGGUAGAUUUGCUAUGGUGGCGCCCGUGGUGGCUUAAGCGUGCCUUGCGUGCCCAGGGUCUCUGCGGCACGUCUUACCGCUUCCUCGUCGGAGAUCUCAUCGACUACGGGCGGCGGGACAAGGAGGCACGAUCGAGGUCAAUGCCUCUGCGCUGUCACAACAUAGCCCCACUCUUCCCGCCGUUCCUCCACGACCUUGUCCGGGAGCAUGAAAAGACAUGUAUAUCUUCGUUGAGUGUGUUCCCCAAGGUCACCAUCAGCGACCCUGACUUAGCCAAGGAAGUGUUGUCGAACAAGUUCGGCCACUUCGAGAAGCUCAAGUUUCCGGCUCUGUCUAGGCAUCUUGCCCGAGGACUAGCGGCUUACGACGGCGAGAAAUGGGUCAAUCAUAGAAGGAUCCUUAACCCCGCAUUCCAUCUCGAGAAGCUCAAGCUCAUGAUGCCAGCCUUGUCUACAUGCUGCCAAGAGCUUGUCGGUAGAUGGACGUGA
Messenger RNA from Triticum turgidum subsp. durum (durum wheat), 585 nucleotides. The record is from the annotation of a GenBank genome assembly. NCBI's taxonomy places the organism in Eukaryota, Viridiplantae, Streptophyta, Magnoliopsida, Poales, Poaceae.